Molecule: messenger RNA, 747 nt
Organism: Phycodurus eques (leafy seadragon)
Lineage: Eukaryota; Metazoa; Chordata; Actinopteri; Syngnathiformes; Syngnathidae
Product: gastrula zinc finger protein XlCGF49.1-like
Exons: 1
Coding region: 1-747 (248 amino acids)
Biological process (GO): regulation of transcription by RNA polymerase II
Cellular component (GO): nucleus
Molecular function (GO): RNA polymerase II cis-regulatory region sequence-specific DNA binding; DNA-binding transcription factor activity, RNA polymerase II-specific
Source: RefSeq, a predicted model, not a curated record
AUGGGAAUACACACUGGUGAGAAGCAUUUUGCCUGCUCAGAUUGUAGUAAAAGAUUCUCUCGUAACGAACACUUGAGAAGUCGUAUAAGAACCCACACUGGAGAGAAACCUUUUGCCUGCUCAGAUAGCGGUCAAAGAUUCACUCAAAAGGGAAGCUUGAAAAUACACACACGAGCCCACACCAGUGAGAAGCCAUUCGCCUGUUCAGAUUGUAGUAAAAGAUUCUCGAGUAAGAAACAGUUGAGAAGUCAUGUAAGAACCCGCACUGGAGAGAAACCUUUUGCCUGCUCAGAUUGCGGUCAAAGAUUCACACACAAGGGAAACUUGAAAAUACACACACGAGCCCACACGGGUGAGAAACCUUUUUCCUGCUCAGUUUGUGGUCAAAUAUUCUCCCAGAAGCAAAACUUAAAAUUACACACACGAGCUCACACUGGUGUGAAACCUUUUGUUUGCCGAGUUUGUGGUAAAAAAUUCACUCAGAAGGGAGGCUUAAAAUUACACACAAGAAACCACACUGGUGAGAGACCUUUUCCCUGCACAGUUUGCGGUAAAAUAUUCACUCACAAAGGACACUUAAAAUUACACACAAGAACACAUACUGGUCAGAAACCUUUUGCCUGCUCAGUUUGUAGUCAAAGAUUCACAAUGAAGGGAAGCUUAAAAAAAAACACACAAUACAUACUGGUGAGAAACCUUUUGCCUGCUCAGUUUGUGGUCAAAGAUUCAGUCAGAAGGAACACUUAA